CAGCUUCAACAACACCACAAGCAACAAAAUGGUCAAACUCCUCGUCCAGAUCGGCAUGGAGCUCGAGGGCGUGACCAACGUCCGCCCGGCCGCAGACUACGAGUACUACUUCAACGUCCUCUGCACGUCGUGCCGCGAAGAACACCCCAAGGUCGUGUCGUUCAACCAGACGGAGGAGCACGAGCUGUCGGGAAGCCGCGGCAGCGCGCACUUUGUCUGGCGGUGCGGUAACUGCAAGAAAGAGCACUCGGCAUCCUUCACCGCCCCCUCGUCCGCGUCCAAGUCGACGACUCCCCUGCCCUACUCCGCCGCGAACGGCGCGCUCGCGCCCUUUGUCGCGCUCGACUGCCGCGGGCUCGAGGUCACGCGGUUCCACUUCCGCGGGAGCUGGCUCGCCGACGCCGAGGACAGCGGCGAGAAGUUUGAGGUCGAGCUCGACGAGGGCGAGGAGCGGUGGGACGACUACGAUGAGACUGCUGGCGGUCCGGUCAGCGUCAGCGAGUUCAAGAGCGAGGUGAAGCGUAUUUAGAGGGCGAGCAAGCGAGGCAGCCGCAGGCUGGCGAGCUCCGCAAUGUGGAUGUGUAUAGAGGGUUGAGGUUGAUGCCGAUGUAAUUGCAUGGUCGCGG
Messenger RNA from Vanrija pseudolonga, 626 nucleotides. It is a transcript of the gene SPBC2D10.03c, whose product is annotated as UPF0587 protein. Gene Ontology annotation, molecular function: zinc ion binding. Lineage: Eukaryota; Fungi; Basidiomycota; Tremellomycetes; Trichosporonales; Trichosporonaceae. Bases 29 to 529 code for a protein of 166 amino acids. The record is from RefSeq and is a predicted model, not a curated record. The transcript has 4 exons.